Molecule: messenger RNA, 3706 nt
Organism: Moneuplotes crassus
Lineage: Eukaryota; Ciliophora; Spirotrichea; Euplotida; Euplotidae
Source: the annotation of a GenBank genome assembly
GUCAACAGUAAUCGCAGGCACUGCUUUCAAAAUAAGUGUCACAGAUAUUCCUGGAUACAGUUACUUUGCUGAUAUCAAGAAUAAGUGCUCAUUUGCUGGAAAUUACGAAUGUGUGGCUACUUCUGGAAGAGAGCAAGUGCUUAAUAGUGACGUCAGUGCAGAAAUGAGUUAUACUUCAGGAGUCUAUUCAUACAUUUACACAGUAUCAAGACCAGGAGCAAUUACAAUAAAUGUGAUCAGAUAUCGAAACGGAAAAAUUCUGUAUGAAUAUUUUCCAAAUAAGUCUGGAACAGGUACUCGCGAUCAGAUAAGCUAUGAAAGUGCGAUUAAUACAGAUUUUGGAACUGGAGCUAUAUACGGUAGCAGAUCAGGAUAUGCAUCUAUCAAGAUGCACUUCAGAUUUUUUCCUCCUGUUACGGGAACAUACACUUUUUAUGUCGAUGUUGAUGAUGAACUCCAUUUUUAUCUAGAUGGAAGUUUAAUUAUUAGCAGAACUUGAUGAGGGUCAACAACUGCAACUGCUAGUCUCACAGGUGGAAGGUUUUACAAUGGCUAUGCUUUCUUUGUUGAAGAUAUUAACUCAGCAGAAAUGCAAAUACAAUGGAAAUACCCUGGUCAAAACUGGCAAGUUAUACCAUCGUCAGCUUUCUAUUACCCUACAUACAUUAAUUCUCCUAAACAAAUUACUGUUGCAUGUCCGUCUGGGUACUCAAAGAAAACUAUUUCAUCCAGGCCAACUUGAGUAACUGUUUGAGGAGAUGGUAAAAGAGCAGGGUCAGAAGAAUGUGAUGAUUCUAAUAAAAGGAGUGGAGAUGGGUGUAGUGCCUCCUGUACUGUAGAAUCAUCAUGGUAUUGCACUGGAGGGACAACUUCUUCAGCUGAUACUUGUACUUUUUGUUAUCCAGGGUAUUACCCUUCACCAGCUUCUAAUCCAACAACAUGAGUUUCUCAAUGUGGAGACAAAAUGCAAGUUGGCUCUGAAAAAUGUGAUGAUGGUAAUAACAACAACUAUGAUGGUUGUAAGUCAGACUGAUCUGGAGUUGAGGCUGGAUGGGUCUGCUCCAACUCUACAUUUGCAAGUAGAGAUGUAUGAACUCAGUGCGGAAAUGGGUAUGUUCAAAACGAUUCAACUUAUCCAACUCAAUGUGUUACUUCAUGUGGAGACAGCAAAAGAGCAGGCUCAGAAAUUUGAGACAAUGGAAGCACAGCUGGAAUUGGAGGAUGUAGUUCUGACUGAACUUCAAUUACUAGUGGAUGGGUAUGCUCAGGCGGCACUCCCACUUCUGCUGAUACAUGCACUCAGUGCAGUGCUGGAACUUAUCCAAACACAGCUAAGACUGCUUGUGUGACAAUUUGAGGAGAUGGCCUCAAAGCUGGAACGGAGAAAUGAGAUGAUGGAAACACCAAAAAUGAUGAUGGUUGAUCUUCUACUUGACAAGUAGAAUCAAGCUGGGUAUGCACUGGAGGAUCAACUACAACUAAAGAUGAAUGCACUUUCUGUACAACAGGCUGGUACCAGAAUAAUGCAGCCAUUCCAACUACAUGAGUGACUCAAUGAGGUGAUGGCAUUCAGGUAGGAACAGAGAAAUGUGAUGACAAAAAUACUAAUGACUCUGAUGGGUGCAAAGGAGAUUGCUCCACAGUUGAGACUAGCUGGGUCUGUCUUUACAGUUCAGGGCUUUCAAAGGAUGUUUGUACAGAAUGCACAUCUGGAUGGUAUCAGAAUGAUGCUUCUAAUCCUGAAUACUGUGUCACCAGAUGUGGAGAUGGUCUUGAAGCAGGAACAGAGAAAUGAGAUGAUCAUGAUACAAACGACUUUGAUGGGUGCAAGUCUGAUUGUUCAAGUGUAGAGCCCGGUUGGGUAUGAGCUGGAGGCUCUACUACAACUAAAGAUAUCUGCCAACAAUGCCAACCAGGAUUUUAUCAGAAUGAUGCUGCCAAUCCUGAAACUUGUGUAACAAGGUGAGGAGAUGGACUUAAGGCUGGAUCUGAGAAAUGUGAUGAUGGCAACACUCAGAAUGGAGAUGGUUGAUCAUCAGACUGAUCUCAAGUUGAGGCCGAUUGGGUUUGUAGGUAUGGAUCUUCAACAUCCAGAGAUUAUUGAUUUUAUUGUUCAGCAGGUUAUUACCAAGACAGUUCUUUAAAUCCUGAAUAUUGAGUUGCUUUUUGAGGAGAUGGACUAAGGACUGGAAACGAGAAGUGUGAUGAUGGUAAUAUUCAGAGUGGAGAUGGUUGUUCUUCAUCAUGUACCAUAGAGCAUAGUUAUAAAUGCUACAAUGGAUCUCAAACAUCUAAAGAUAUAUGCCAUAAUUGCCCUCUUAGUUACAUUCCAAAUCAAAGCAAAAAUGAUUGAAUUCCAAGAGAGAUCUCUGAUAAUAUAAACUUCUUUGGUUUUUCAUAUUUGGUGGUGAUGAGUAUUGGCUUAAUAAUCAAUUUGGUAUCUUUCUGGAAAUGCAAAACCCCAUCACACAACACUCUUGGGAUUAUUUCUUACACACAGAUUCUGAUGCUUUUACCUUUGAUGAACAUUGAUGUAGGAGAAGAUGUGAUAGACUUCUUUAGGUACACCAAGGAUCUACUGUUCUCCUUCAACUUCAUUCCAAAUAACUUGAUAUUUGCAUCUCAUGAUGACAUUUUUGAUGAAUUUCAUUACAAGCAAGGAAAUUGGUAUCUUUAUUUGCUUGGAUUUAAAUCAGGAAGCUCUAUCGCAAAUGCUAUAGACUUCAUGUUCGUUAUAUCCCUCAUAUUGAUUAUUUCAUUUUUUGUGAUUUUGAUUUACUUUUGUGGUAAACGUUACGAACCUGAUAGUAAAAGAUUCACUUUCUUCAAAGAAGGAAAGAAUUUAUUCUUAUCAGGAAUUUGGCUUCAAAUUAUUUGAGCCUCUUUUAUUUUUAUUCUUAUGCUUAGCCUUGAAGAAGUUCAAAAUUUUUCGAAACUUGAUGAUAAUGUAACCUCAUUUAUAUUUUCUUUAUUCUGAUGCUUGAUCUGAGUCUCAUUGUUUAUAUUGUCCAUCUAUAAAUGGUGGAAGAGCAGACAAUAUGAAAGUCUAACAGAUUUAUGAUAUACGAAACUAUUAUUUAUGGGUACAAAAGAUUCUGCUCCUGCAAGAUUUUUUAUAGUUAUUUGGUUGUUCAGAAGACUUUUCUUUUGUUAUAUAGCAUUAUCAACAUACGAUCUGGACAAAGUCAUAAUAUUUCCAAUUCUCAUAACGAUUCAAUUGAUCUAUCUGACCUAUAUCAUUGGAAUAAGACCAUAUAAAGUAUUCACAGAUAACUUUGGAGAAAUUACAAAUGAACUGUUUAUCCUCAUAUGUUUGAUAUUCUGAUUGAUAAUAAACAAGGAGAAACAAUGGGAUAGGAACCAUAAUAGGAUAUUUCUGAUAUUAAUCCUAAUCCCUAACAUCCUAUUCACCUGUGUCUCAAUAAUUGGAUUUAAGCUCAGAAUUAAUACUCUUACCAAAGUGACAGUACUAAACAAGAAGGUAGUUUUGAUGUUUAACUCUAGGCUACGCAAAGAGUAAACACAGUAAUAAGAGCUACAAACAUUUCAUACAAUACAAAUGUAUAUGACUGCUUUAUAUCUCUAGGUUACAAUGAACAAAUCACUGGGGAGGAUGAACUCCAGUCAAGUUUUAAGUCAACCUAGGUAAGUUACUUCACUCUUUUGAUAUCUAACUCUUCCUUUAGGAAUAGCACAAAGUAACUUG